Messenger RNA from Necator americanus (New World hookworm), 930 nucleotides. RefSeq lists its product as uncharacterized. The transcript has 11 exons. NCBI's taxonomy places the organism in Eukaryota, Metazoa, Nematoda, Chromadorea, Rhabditida, Ancylostomatidae. The coding region runs from base 1 to 930 and encodes 309 amino acids. The record is from RefSeq and is a predicted model, not a curated record.
AUGGAGGUUCUUCCAGAGAGUGAUGAACGAAGACUAAGUGAAGCACAACAGAGAAUUCAUACAUUGAACACGGAACUCGCCAUGCACGAUGAUGCACAAGUACAGAUUGCUGUAUUGCGUAAAAAACUCUCUACAUGUAAAGAUCGAGCACAAGGUUUAGUGAAUAUGAUUGAUAGGCGCAUUACGUAUUUGUGCAAAUUAUGGGACGAAUACAUGGCGAAGAAGGACGAUAAUGAGAUAAUUGAACUAGCGAGAACUGCUGUAAACGAGCCGGUUUGCAUCGGUUUAAACAAGGAAACUGAUGGCGACUUCUUUACUAGAGUUAACAUCCUCAAAGAUAAGAUCGCUGAACUAAUACUGCUUGACGACCAAGCAGCUGAAGCUCAUAAACGAGCAACAGAAGAUAAUAAAACGCUCACCAUCGCAUCAAAAAGACUGAAAGAGGUCGAAGAACGCCACAAAGCUUUGCUAGCCACUAGUAUGAACUUUCGUUCCGAAGGACAGAAUCCUGCACGCACCAUGCAAAAGGCUGUCACAGCUCUUGAAAAGAGAUCAUUGUCAAAUAAUGCAAAUUCUGAAGAAAGGAGGGACAUAGAAGAAGUGGUCAGGGCAUUAGGUCAAUUGUUAGCGGCACUACCGAAUCAGGUCGUUCAUUCUGUAAACCACUCUCGUUCGCAUACGCCCGGUGUCCAUGAGGACUCUCGCCGUGGUUGGGCUACCACCUUGACUUCAACUGGGAUCAGUGGAACAACUGUGCCUACUAAUGAGUCUUCGAGUCUCUACACAACGUCGUCAUUCCUGUCAACACCUGCCGCAAAUCCUCAGCAGAAUGGAACGAGAUCAACAGAAGGAAUGCGCAGGGUGAAGAAAAUAGUUGAAACAUCCAAGUCAGCAUCAAGCACCAAUCAGACAUCAACAACGGAUAUUUGA